UAAAAUAAUCUAACAGUGUUGCAAUAAAAUGUCAAUAAAAACGAUAAUGAUGAAAGUGUUUGUGCUUAUUGCAUUUCUCUCUUUGUCAAAUUCAAAAAGCAAUUAUAUGCCCAACUUACCUUUGGGAGAAUAUCGUAUCGUAUUUGAGAAAAUAUAUUCUUGUGAGUCAACAAAUUUAUUUCAAAUUAAUGUUUAUUUUAAUAAAAAGACAUUAAGUAUAACUGAACUGAAAGGAAAUUUUACAAACACAAUACCUUUUGAUGAUACUUUUACUCUUGAUGCAAACACUGCAUCUUGGGAUUCGAUUGGGGGUUGGAAACCAAACUCAGUGGUUUACAUCACAAAGAAUGCAUGCAGUAAUUUGAAAAAAGUUCUAGGAAAUGUAUGGAAUACAUUAUUUAAGUCAUUUAACGUUUCCAAUACAAGCUGUCCAAUACCAGUGGGAACAUACAUAUCAACAGGUGUCGACUUGAAGGAAUUAGAAGAUCUUAACAUUCCUAAAGAGUAUUUUUAUGGAAAAUAUAAAUUAACGGCAAAGAUAAAAAAUGUAAAGAAUGAAGUACUUGGUUGUAUGGUAAUAGAACACAGUCUUGUACGACCUUGGGAAACAUUAAUUGAUUAGUUUUUAGAAAAUAAAUGUAAUGUAUUA
Molecule: messenger RNA, 649 nt
Organism: Aphis gossypii (cotton aphid)
Lineage: Eukaryota; Metazoa; Arthropoda; Insecta; Hemiptera; Aphididae
Exons: 4
Coding region: 29-622 (197 amino acids)
Source: RefSeq, a predicted model, not a curated record